Molecule: messenger RNA, 237 nt
Organism: Schizosaccharomyces octosporus yFS286
Lineage: Eukaryota; Fungi; Ascomycota; Schizosaccharomycetes; Schizosaccharomycetales; Schizosaccharomycetaceae
Exons: 1
Coding region: 1-237 (78 amino acids)
Source: RefSeq, a predicted model, not a curated record
AUGCGCACUUUUCUAACUAGCAUCCUCUUAGUGGUACUAUGUAUCACAUUUGCCAAUCUUCACGGAGGUGUUGCUGGAGGCAUUGCUUCUGCCGAAAUAGUGAAGAGAGACUCACCCACUCCAAUUGUUGAAGGUGACAUUGGAGGUACUGCUUCAGGAGCGGUUUUCAGAAGAAAAACACCUAAACCCAUUCAUGAAGGUGAUCCUAAUGCACCAGCUUGGGGCGCUGACAAUUAA